AGCAUAGCAGAACUUCAGACUACAAAAGCCAAUCACAAGUCUCUCUCUCUCUCAUCUGCCUUUUGCGCACUUUUGGGAGAGACUCACUGACUUCUUCUAUCGCCCCCCUACGGUCCACUACACAGCUUCUACAAAUCUCUUUGCCGCUGCUCUGCUCAUUUCUUGAUCUGGGUUCUAAACACUCCUGCUCCCCACUCCCUCUUCAGAUCGAAACUCUCUCUAUCCAAAUCUUUGCCUCUACUUUUCAACUUGUCAAAAACCCAUCUGGGUCUUGUUGUUUAUUGACUCUUUUUGUCAGGCUUUUUGGCAGAUUCCCUCUUCUGGGUCUCCUGAUGGAACACUCGAAGUUUUCACUAGCGGGGAUCAGCUUCAUUAUGCAUGGGCACCUGACAACCUAAGUUGGGUAGUGGACUAAGCUUGGGUCUGGCUGCGUCAAGCAUUUUGGAACGUUGGAACUCUUUUGCUGUGUGACCUUCUCGCCGGUGUGGUUGUUAUAAUUAUGGGUAGGGGGAGGGGAAAGGGGAAAAGGUUUUCAGUUACUAGCCACGAAGAUGCUGGAAGUGGUGAAGAAGAAAAAAUCCCAGUUCAGAAGAGAAGGGGAAGGCCACAAAAACCACUCAAGGAUGAGAUUGAUGAAGAAGAUUAUGAAAAAGCAGAAGAGGAUGACAGUGAGACUACGAAGAAUGGUGUAUCAACCAAAGACGUUAAAAGUUCUGUAUCAGCAGAAAAUGGAAAGAAGAGGAAGCGGAAUUUGCAGGCCAAAGAGAAAUCAGAUUCAGUCAAAGUGGAAAAUGGUGUUGGAACCAGUUCAAGCACAGAUGACUUGACAAAGUCCAAUGGUUUUCGUCAUAUUGGAAGCAGGCGGAAAAACAAGCCUCGUCGAGCUGCUGAAGUAGGUGUUGAGUGCAACUAAUAUCGUGGCUACCGGUUGCUGGUAAUUUUAUCCUUUUUCUGCAUAAGGGACAGGACAAGAGAUGUCGGGUGAAGAGCAACUGACUCUAGUUUUCAUUUUGUUGUUUUGUUUAUUGCUCCUGUUUUUUUGGUAAUACCUUCUUAAAUUCUUUCUUGAAUUUUGUUGAAAGGUCCGGAAAUGAUUAUACUGCUGCAUUCUUGAUCUAUUACAUUCGCUAUUUUCAUCUUUA
Molecule: messenger RNA, 1142 nt
Organism: Rhododendron vialii
Lineage: Eukaryota; Viridiplantae; Streptophyta; Magnoliopsida; Ericales; Ericaceae
Exons: 2
Coding region: 500-913 (137 amino acids)
Source: RefSeq, a predicted model, not a curated record